Molecule: messenger RNA, 2184 nt
Organism: Stereum hirsutum FP-91666 SS1
Lineage: Eukaryota; Fungi; Basidiomycota; Agaricomycetes; Russulales; Stereaceae
Exons: 5
Coding region: 1-2184 (727 amino acids)
Source: RefSeq, a predicted model, not a curated record
AUGCCCAAUCAAUCCUCCUCCAAAACAAAAUCAGACAAAAAAUCGAAGACCCCUUCGACUAAUCCCACUCUCAGCAAUCCAAUGCUCGUCAACUUCUCUCCUGAAUUCCUGCAAAAGGUGCAGAGUGCGUCGCAGUGGCAGGAUAUCGUAGACCUGAUCUGCAAAGAGCUCAAACUUCCCGAUAUCAACACUCGAUCUGGGUUGAGAAGAAUUCAUAAGGAUUUCGACACUAUUCAACGAAUGCUAAAUGUACUUUACGCAACCUCUGUCACCGAUGUCAUUGCCGCUGGCGUCGUCGCACUCUUUGGAGAGCUGGCAAAGGAUGGAGUGUUACUCGAAAGGCUGAUAAAAGAGGCUGGCUUCCUCGAAAUCGCCGUGAAAAUGCUCGAUGAUUGGAAUUCGAUACGAAAGCCAUACAUCAUGAUGAUUAUCGAAACCCUCUGUCGUACCAUUUGCUCCUGUGAGCGCGACCUUUGUCCACAAGUGGCCGAAAAAGCAGCACCCAUGCUCAUGCGGCUCCUCGAAGACCGACCAUUCCCCGAGAGUGACCGGGGGGAGAUCGCCCUUAAAGACAUUGUCGUAUUCGCACUCUCGCAUUGCGUUCGCCCCCUCACCCCCGUAGAAGAAGGGCAGAAACCUUCUCCUGUUCUCGAGAAGCUAGACACGAAACGUCUCACGCGGCUCAUGGUCUCCCUUGCUCGUAAUCCGAGAUAUUUUGAACCCGUUUUCAGAUGUCUUUGGAGCUCGACUUACAGUUGUAGUUCCGCAUUCUGGGCCACACCAAGCGCCAUCGAUUUCUUGGUGGCGUGCACCAAAAGUACACAGUUCGACACUCGAAACUCAGCCAUCCUCAGCCUCUUAUUUCUCUACGCUCCGAUCGAAGAACCCGACGACCAACCUAUCUAUAUGUCUGAACAGUUCAUGGUCGAACUCCAACAGAAGCUGGCCGUCGCUCCCGCAAGCAUUAGGAGUAGGAUAGCUGAGCGUGGAGCAAAUCGGUCUGAGACGUCACUCAUUAUUCAGACGUGGUCCGACUGCGAAUGGGAGAUGUCUUGUAUCAUAGAUGCACCAAGCCCCGACUGGGUCUCUCUGGGCCACAAACUCGUCGAGUGGAUCCUUCGUUCGGAGUACAUUCCCAACGGGGCUUGGCUAGACGAAGACCUCAAAACUCGGCAACAUUGGCCUUGCACUACCUUCUUCGACACUCUACCUUACUGUGCGAGGGUCCUUCGAGCACGGACACAAUCCCCGGAAUACCAGAAUAAAGCCGAUAUCCUCGAUAUUAAAUACCUCAUUCUAACGGACGAACUGAAACGGGCUAGUACCAUGGCUCAAAACUCGCUCAAACGAAGUCCUGAGGUCGCUUUCUUCUACCACGCCGCCUCCAUCGGCGCCGAACCGAAAGAGGGCUUACGUUUUUCGAAGAAGGGGUUGAUGUGCCCAGAUCUUACAGACAGAGUACGGUUUGACCUCCUGUAUCGGGCGUCGUGGCACGCUUUGGGGUUGGCUCAGAUGAAGAUAUUGGUAAACAGUGUGGAUGAGGGAUAUGCCUUCGCGAUGUCUGCGUUGGAGGACUCGGGAACAUACAUCCGGGAGUGUCCUUCGGACUCAAGAAGGCUAAGAACAGUGGUUUGCAUACAUGCGCUCUCGUUGAUGUUGGUUAAAGGUCCGGAGUUGACAGCGAAGUCGCCUGAGCUGAAGAAUGUGCAGGAGAUGCUGGACUGGGUCGAUGAAUUUGCAAAGUUUGAAGGACGCCAUAUACUCAGAGCUAGAGAACGUUUCGCCACAAUCACACUCCUUCGACGUCUCGACCACGCUUGGGUAGAAUGGGCAUCGGUUCUGCGACAAGCCGAUGCUUAUCGCGGUGCUCAUCCGAUGCAUCCGCAGAAUACGGAUGAAUACCUCGCGACGCUGCUCGACAGGACCAGCCUCCAAGACUCAGAAAUUUACCCUGAAGGCGAAUCAAAGAAAGAAAGAUAUGGGUUAGAGCCUGGUGGGGAGUCAUCGAGUGACUUGUAUCGCUGUUCGUGGUGCGGAAUGCCUAGUGCAGUGUUGAAGAGGUGUAAGGCUUGCGAGAAGGCUAGAUACUGCGACGAGGCAUGUCAAUCACGAGAUUGGAAGGGACAUAAGAAGAUGUGUGGCAAGAAGACGGACAAGUCUGAGUCUUCUCCAAGUGCGGCAUAG